This is a messenger RNA of Tigriopus californicus, 1555 nucleotides long. Its product is annotated as putative defense protein Hdd11. The transcript is spliced from 2 exons. NCBI's taxonomy places the organism in Eukaryota, Metazoa, Arthropoda, Copepoda, Harpacticoida, Harpacticidae. Gene Ontology annotation, molecular function: oxidoreductase activity, acting on metal ions. The coding region runs from base 630 to 1487 and encodes 285 amino acids. The record is from RefSeq and is a predicted model, not a curated record.
GUUGUCAAAAGCUUGCUUCGAAGUGGAACUUGCAUCUUGGAUCAAAUCUAUUGUAGGCAGGGAUCUAGGCAUCCGCUCUCUUUUCGAUCUCGUUUUCGGAAGUGCAGUUUUUUUCCUCACUUCACCCGUUCUUGCUUUCACUGACAGUCGUCUUCAGGGUCAUUUUUAUGAAUAAAUAUAUCAGGGAACAUAAUGCACCAAAACGAGGCCUUGGGAGUAAUGAAGAUUUGCUGCAUCGGAGCUGGUGGUUUCAUUCAAAGAAAAUGGAGUCAAAUGGAAAGAAAUUAUGCAAAUUCGUGGGAAGGGGUCUUUGAAAACAUACUCCCAAGUUGCUUUCGAGGUUUCCUAAGACACUCACUCCUACACGUGUGGUUUCGGUCCUGCGUUUACAAUGUCUCAUUUCCGAGAUCACUGGUACGUGUCAUGGACCUACAUAGGAUGUCAAUCUAAGUAGCUUAUUCACACUUAGAAACGCACGAACAGCAAAGCAGUUGUGUAGGAAAAGAUGUUUAAACUUUUCGCCAUUGUUCACGUUCCAAUCGAAGGAGUUGAAAUCCCCCCAUCCACCCCAUGCUCUUCUCGUCUUUUCUUUGUUCCUCGUACCCCAUUUCCCCUUUCAUUUUCCAGAUAUGCUUUUAAUCCCGGACAAUUUGCUCCUGGCGACCAAUAUCAUCCUAGGCUGGGUUCUACCCGGUGCGAUGCCCUAUUCAAGAGGUGCUCCAGUUUCUCAAUGUGAAUAUAUGACGCCCAAGCAUGGGUUCCAACCGCAGAUUACAAAGGCUUUUCCGACUUUUGAAGUGGGAACCACAAGGAACACCCCGCCCAAGAUCCGCUCGGAUGAAUCGAUCCUGAUCAAGUUGAAGAGCUCUUUGGGCAUUUUCCGGGGUUUCAUGAUCAAGGCUGAGGAGGCGGAGACUUCUCGAAUCGCCCCCGGUCUGGGCACGUGGUGGGUCAACAGCUCGUUCCCGGGUGUGAGUUACCUCAAUUGUGGUCAACGUCUCCAAAACACUCUCACUCACAAUCAAGAGACCUUUUCUCAUACGGAGGUGGUGGCAGAUUGGCAGCCUCCUUUGAACUUCUCGGGAGAGGUUCGAUUCAGAGCCACCGUGGUCGAGGAUUACAAAACAUUCUGGAAAAACAUCGUCUCCGAGACCUUGACGGUGAAGCGAGCCUCAUCCCAGCAGAUCCGAGUGGUGUCGUUGGAGGAAAAUCAAAUGCUUGAGCGUUUGGAUAGGAGGCCCCGUCAGCAACGACAAGAGGAACGAUUGCAGGAGAGAGAAAAAGAUCCCAAUUCCGUCGACACUCAUCAGUUUCGCUUUUUAGAACACGAGAUCCACGUGAAACCGCCGCCCAACCAGAUUCCAAGUGGAAACGGAAACUCCAAAUUUAGAAACUUGGAUCGGAACCCGAGAAGUGGAGCGUCGAAAGGUUUGGAAGGCCAUUUUUGGAGCAUAAGCAUGCUUCUGUUCAAGUUAAUCCUUAUGUAAAGUAAUCACAUUAAACAUGGUUGAGACCUUGAUCACCCGUACCUCAGGUAAAGCUUAUAAAUAAAGAG